CCUUCCUUGACACUACGCAGUCGUUCGUCAACAACAAAGACAACUUUCCCUGCCACUGAUGGAACUCCUCCCAUUGAGCCAUCGCUUUCUCGCCGUCGCUCGUCCUUGCUCUCUUUCUCGAGCUUGGACGACACGCGACACUCGGCUGGCGACUUCAUCCGUCCUUCCCUAGGCCUCGACCAAGAUGACCCGACCGCUCCAGAGGAUCUGUCGCACUGGCACAGCUCUCCUCUGGCUUUUGCCUUUCUCCCCGCUCUUGCCGGUCUCUUCUUCACCAAUGGAAGCGCUUUCGUCACUGACAUCAUUCUACUCGGCCUAGCUGCCUUGUUUCUCAACUGGAGUGUCAGAUUGCCCUGGGAUUGGUACCGCUCAGCUCAGGCUCAAUUCAUUCUGGAGCAACUAGGGAAGGAGUCAGACGAAGACGAACAACAGGGUCAACCACCCGAGGAAUCGCAGAAAAGUCAAGAGCAGGAAGACGCGGCUGCCAAUCUCCGCCAACACGAGCUCCUGGCUUUGAUCUCUACCUUUGUGUUUCCUGCUUGUGCUGCAUACCUGCUGCAUGUCAUUCGUGGUCAGCUUUCGCGCCCUUCAGAAGGUCUGGUCUCAGACUACAACCUGACUAUAUUUCUUCUCGCUGCCGAGAUACGCCCCAUCAGGCAGCUGAUUCGCCUAUUCACUCAUCGCACCAUUCAUCUGCAACGUAUUGUUCGUGGGAACAACGAUUCUUCUGCUCUAGGUAAGAAGGACAAAGCUAUCGCCGAGCUUGCGUCUCGUCUGGUCAUUCUAGAAGAAAAGUUCGGCGAUCAGCUAUCAUCUCCAGGUGCCUCCAUCGUUCAGAAGGACGAAGUUGCUGCGCUUUCUAGCGAUAUCAGGAAGCGUUACGAACCUCGCUUGGACGCCCUGGAGCGAGCAGUCAGGAGAUACGAGAAACGAGCCACGACUCUGACAUUGCUCACCGAGCAAAGGCUACAAUCAUUGGAAAACCGUCUGCAAGACGCAUUAAGUUUGGCUGCUGUCGCUGCCCAAUCGUCUGGAAAACCUGGC
Messenger RNA from Aureobasidium melanogenum CBS 110374, 1044 nucleotides. RefSeq lists its product as uncharacterized. The transcript has 2 exons. The record is from RefSeq and is a predicted model, not a curated record. The annotation marks the transcript as partial. NCBI's taxonomy places the organism in Eukaryota, Fungi, Ascomycota, Dothideomycetes, Dothideales, Saccotheciaceae.